CCUACUAUAAUUUGGAAUAUGUUCCAAUGGAUCAACAUAUCAAACUGUAAAAUUGUAAAUUAACCACACCUCAUACAUCACGACUGUAUAAAUAAUAGUACCACCACCAGCACCAAGUAGUUGAACUCCCACUAACAACCUUACAGCCACAAAAGUUGGCCAUCAAAUUACCAACCAAAUCAAUUGACUCCUCUCUGGUCGUCCCCUAAACCACCCACAUAUAUAAAACGCCCCUCUUCCACCUCCAAAACACCCAACAAAAAACGAAACACACCCACCUCCAAACACAUCAAAAUCUCCUACACCAAAACCAGCCAACGAAAACAGCUCGAACCUUGUCCAACAAUGGCUUCAAGCGGGCUCCGAUUCGGCCUGGUUCUGGCCGUUGCGGCACUACUCUACACCGGCGCUACGGCGCAAUCGGGAUGCACCACCGCCCUGAUCAGCCUUUCUCCCUGCCUCAACUACGUCUCCGGGAACACCUCGACCCCGUCCAGCUCCUGCUGCUCGCAGCUCGGCAGCGUCGUCUCGUCGCAGCCGCAGUGCCUGUGCCAGCUUGUCAACGGCGGCGGCUCGUCGCUAGGCAUCACCAUCAACCAAACCCGCGCCCUCGAUCUCCCCUCCGCCUGUAAAGUCCAAACCCCGCCCGUCAGCCGCUGCAACGGAGGGAAUUCGCCGUCGGGUUCGCCUGCGGCGGGAGGGAGUCCACCGUCAGAUUCGUCCAACGGUAGCCCCGGGACACCCGCCGGGUCAGCCCCGAGCACUCCCUCAGACGACGGAGGUUCGGACGGUGGUUCUGAUGUUCCGACGACGAUUGGGACCUCGGGUGCGAGCACUGCCGUCGGGAGGAUGGAGCUGCCUGUCACUCUUUUCAUGGUGCUUGUUGCUUCAUCGUAUGCCUGGUUGUGAGGCUGGUCUCUCAGGGAAGGAUUGAGAUUAUGAAGAAUGAUUUGUGUUAAUUAAUUACCGCGUGCAUGCGGCCUUUUUCUUGCAAUUAUCGAGUUUUUGCUCUUAUAGUCUCCGGGUUUAUUUGUGUAUUAUUUGUGUGAUGUAUGAAGCAGUUCUGCGCGGAUUUGUUCCUAUUUCGAGAAUAUAUAACAGUACAUUAUUCUAGAUAUACAUCUUUU
Messenger RNA from Linum tenue, 1127 nucleotides. NCBI's taxonomy places the organism in Eukaryota, Viridiplantae, Streptophyta, Magnoliopsida, Malpighiales, Linaceae. The record is from the annotation of a GenBank genome assembly.